Anastrepha obliqua is the source of this 1864-nucleotide messenger RNA. RefSeq lists its product as uncharacterized. The record is from RefSeq and is a predicted model, not a curated record. Lineage: Eukaryota; Metazoa; Arthropoda; Insecta; Diptera; Tephritidae. Gene Ontology annotation, cellular component: nucleus. Gene Ontology annotation, molecular function: transcription corepressor activity; DNA binding. Gene Ontology annotation, biological process: negative regulation of Notch signaling pathway; positive regulation of neuron differentiation. The transcript is spliced from 3 exons. Bases 137 to 1864 code for a protein of 575 amino acids.
AGAGACAUUCUUAUAAAUACCAACUAACCGUCAGAGCAAGGACUAUUAUUGUCAGAAAGAUCAAUCAGGACGAACCAGUGCAAACAGCUCGCAAUACUAUUUAUAAAAUUUUAUCUCAAGUAGUGUUUGGCGAAACAUGGAUAAUAAACAAUUGCCCACUUCAUCAUGUAAAAAUGAGGAAAACAAAGAGGUGUUUAUGGCUUGGAUGCAGAAUCUCAUUAAUGGUAGAUUAGAGUCUGAGCAAAAAUGUGCUAAGCUUGAGCAAAAUAAUGCUGAGCUUAUGCAAAGUAAUAUUUACCUUAAUAAAGAAUUGAGUGAAAUGAUUGUUAGCGACAAAGAAUGUAAGCAAAAAAUUGCUGAGCUUGAAAAACAACUGGACGACCAAACAAAAGUGAUACUGAAAUUGAAGAAUAAGGAUAGGCGUAGCAAGCAGCAACGUUAUUUCCCACAACAGCGUCAUUCCCAGCAGGAGGAUAACUUCCACCAACAAGACACGCCACCUCAAAGUCCAAGUCCAAAAAAUACUCAGCAACGCGGAGAGGUCACUUGCAAGCAUAGCGACCUGCAAGGACAACCGGAACAGCACCUGGAGCUCAAUAAUACACACUUUCAGUAUAUGGCACAAAAAGUGCAUGGAGAUAUACAGGCAUCGCCGCAAAAAUACCAUACUGUUCCAGCAAACUCGAAUAUGGCCGAAAACAUCGCAGAAGUGACAGCACCGCGCAUUAUAAAUUGUGAAACAAUCAUCAAUGAUCAAGCAAACGCAAUGGCCCGAAAGAAAUCGCGAGCUUUAAAAAAACAACCACAUGAGAAAGUGCGAGAUGAAAAUAUUCUAAAGGAUAUUAUAUUUACGGUCGCAACUAGGAGUGGAGUGUCUGAAGAGGAAGUUCGUAAUACUAUUGCAACAAUUCGUGCCGAAGAGGAGAUACCGCGCAAUGCAAACUGGGCAACAAUCGCUCAUGGUGAUCGCAUUGACAACGACGGACAUCCAGAAAUAGGAGAGGCUUUUCAGGGAAAUAAUCUGGACUUACUUUGCUCCGUAGUUGCCGGAGACAUGGCGAUAUGUUUUCCGGACGAACACAAACGGAAAGCGAGUGUUAUGGAAUAUGAGAGUAACACAGAGCAAAAUGGUUCCCAGGAGCACGUAGGAGUUCAACCACAUUCAAAAAGGGCAGUCGCUACAAAACGGCCAACAAUCUCUCAAAGUAGUAAGCGUAGAUGCAGAUGGAUAAUACCUGGACCAUCCCAAGAAGUGUCACAGUGCCCACUCCAACCAUUGCAAAUAAAUGGCAAUAACACAAAUGAUAAAGUGACUUACAUAUCGAUUGGUCCUAACAAAACUCUCGUACCACAAAAAUAUUACGAAUCAAUUGAUUUUACUAAUGCUUCAGUGGCAACUCGAAAACUAUUAGUGAUCUGUUUUGAUCGUGAAACAUUAGCUACGCACUCAUUGAGCGGAAAGAGAUCGCCAGCUUUUAAAGACAAACCACUUAAAGAAGCGCUAGAUCCCCUAAUUGUAGAGGAUAUUAUAUUUGCGGUCACAACUAGGAGUGGAGUGUCUGCAAAGGAAGUGCGUGCUGCCAUCACCACAAAAUGCGCCGACGAGAACAAAAUGUGGCGAAAGAAACACCCAGAACUUAGCAAAACAGAUAAGGAAAAUUUUCUGCACAUCGAACUGCACAAAUGUGAUGGUAUAUGUAAAUAUCAGCUGUUUAUGGCUGUGGCACCAAUAAUUGAUAAGGAUAAGGAUAACCAUAACCAGUUGCAUUGUGAUUUGCUGAAUUGCGGCGAAAAACCAAAAUUCCGGCAAAGUAUGGCCAAUUUAUGGCGUAAUGGUUAUGGCACCUCUACAUUGGACUUUUAA